AUGGACAGCACAGACGCUGCAGCAACAGCAAUAUGGGCGUUUGCCGCCGCUCCGGCGGAAGGCGUGCCAGCCUUGGAGUUGCUUGCGCAUGAGUACGCAUGGCUGAGCGCGCUCCCUUUCGAUGAUCUUCUGACGCACAGUGGCUCUCAUCAGGGGCGGCUGACGGGCGCACGUGAGCUGAUGAGCUCCCUUCUGUCGGUGUCGAUGCCGUGCCCUUCGCCUGCGCAGGUGUCGCUGUACGUGGUCCUGGCGUCACGCGUGUACCUGGCACUGUUCUUGGAUACGGUGGAGCGUAAGCGCCGACUUCUACGGUCGGAGAAGUCGGAUACAUUUACUUGUGUGAACGAGGGCUGUUUUCUGGCACGCGUGCACGCGACAAUGCAAGCAUGGACGCGUGAUCUCGUCCCUUUUCUCGUGCACUGGGUUCUGCCGCGCCUUCAUCUCCGUGACGCGGAGCCUACCGCGGUCAGAGCUUCGAACCCGAUAGGUCGUUUACCUAGUGCGCCGGGCCUGGAAGCGGAUGACGACGCCGAGAGCAAGCCCAGAGAGCAGCAAAGGGAUCUCCUCGAGGCACUUCAUGUGUACCGCGUGCGCGAGGAGCUGGUGCGUUUUGUCGUCGCGCUCUGCCGCACUACAGGCGACGAAGAUGAUGCUGCCGCCGCGCUGCUGCUGGCAGCGUACGCUACACUGUGCAACACAGAAGCCUGUCCCUCCCUGUCUUUACCCCGACCACUUCGAGGGUCGACGACCGCCACCCUGCAACAGUGGCGCGCACGCUUUUUGCAAGAGAUGGGCCCAAGUGCCCCGAACAGCGUGACAGCUCAGCGUGGAGCCCCGUCUGAGACGGCGGCGGACGAUGACCUCGGCGCCAGUUUCACCGAAUGUCUCGCGCGCCUCCGCGAGGUUGCGGGCGAGGUGCACUGCUACCACUCCAGAGAUUCCCUUUCGUUUGCACUCGCUGCUUUGCAGGCUUCCGGGCUCUCCGGUGGCCAUGGCGGCACAUUACACCUCGCUGACGUCGAGAGGGGCACCGCACCGCCGGACAGCACCGCAGCCAGCCUCGCCGUGGAGCACGAUCGAGAAGUAGAGGCGUUCACGUUGGUGGCGCUGGACGGGGUGGAUGCCCAUUCAAGGGAGGCCGCGGCAGGGUCUCCGGCGGAGUACUUUUCUUUGCCGCUGUGUCGGCAGGGAGCGCUGUUGCUUCUCGCUGACGUGCUUCGGCACCAGGUCACGGCAGCGGCGCAGCCGUCAUUCGCGUACUCGGUGUCCGCUUCGUCGCUGCUUCUCGGCGUCGCCGAUGCGUACAUUGUAGUUCUGCGUUGCGUGCGCAGCGCUGCCGCGCUCCUGCGGCAUUUGCUGUUUUUGCACGAUCUUCUGUCCGCUGUGCCCAAGUACACGCUCUGUUGUGCCGAAGAAGCGCAGCGCAGCGAGCUACGCUCCGGUAGGCAACAGGGGCUCGAAUCGUGCCACACGAGACGCUACGAGGCGUUUUUUGACCUGGCAAGGGAGCUGCUGAUCAUCUCUGCCAUGUGCCCGGUCGAUGAACACCGACGAAUGGCCCGCACGGUGGCACUGGAGCUUCUGGGGCGACUUGAGGAGCGGACGCGGGUCCGCAUGCACGGCUCACUUAUGGCUCUUUGCCCCUACCCGUCCAUCGCCCGCUUCUUCCUGGAAGAGUUGCUGCGCGAGUGGCGUGCGGCGAAAAGCGAGAGCGAUCAUCUCACCGAGCGGCAGACAUCGCCGAUGCACUCGAUGAUGCCUUUUGUAAUUCAGGAGUGCGUUCAAGCUUUCCUCACGCAAGUGUCGAGCGGCACGAGCGGCUUCGUGGACCCGCUGGUUGUCGUGUUGAACUUUGUGCGUGUGGAGGUGAGUCAGCAGGCAUGGAUUCGCUCAUCGUGCACGCCGGCUGCGAUGUCGGGGGCCGGUGACAAAGAUGCCUCUGUGCGCUGCGCAUGGUGCCACCUGGUGCGUGCUCUCCGCGAGCAACUUCUUCCUCGAUGCCGCACUCUUAUGACAAGCGCUGCGACUGCAUCCGAAGUGCAUCAGACGAAAUCCUUUGCCGUGGAGGUGUCUCUCACGCCGCUCGACUUGUUCUCGCUCAGCUGCGCCGUCGAGGGCCUCGAGGAGGUGCUAACGUAG
Molecule: messenger RNA, 2139 nt
Organism: Leishmania mexicana MHOM/GT/2001/U1103
Lineage: Eukaryota; Euglenozoa; Kinetoplastea; Trypanosomatida; Trypanosomatidae
Exons: 1
Coding region: 1-2139 (712 amino acids)
Source: RefSeq, a predicted model, not a curated record